UGUAUUGGAAACAUCAAACAAUGUUAUUAUUUUUACUGUAAACAUUGAAUGUAGUUACCACGUACAUAGUAGCGUUUUUGAUACAAGAAAUCCCAAGAGUCGCAGCGUUGGGGGGUCGUUUGUCCAGUUCAUAUGAUAUAAGGAAAUAAUACAUAUCGUUUAUAUUAAAAAAAGCUGUUAAGCUAUAUAGAGCUAUGGCGUCACAUUUAAGUACUAAAGAUCGCUUAUUGGCACUAAUAGAUGAUAUCGAACUUAUUGCUAAGGAAAUAAUAGAAGUUUCCAUAGCACCAAAACCACAGAAAGUGUCCGCUGCAGAUCAUGCUCAGUUGACGGACCUACUUCUAUCAAAACAUGGAGAAUUGAAAAAAACAUUAGACCUAGCUGACGAACAAGCAAAGAUCCAACAGAAAAUGAAUGAACUCAAAGCUGAAGUAGAUAGUAAGGAUCAAGAUAUAUAUCACCUUCAAAGACAAUUGAAAGAUGCAGAACAAAUUCUGGCUACAUCACUGUAUCAAGCUCGACAGAAACUUGCAUCAAUAGUGAAGUCUAGAAAGAGACCUGUACCCUCUGAGGAGUUGAUCAAAUUUGCACACAGAAUAAGUGCAUCUAAUGCUGUCAGCGCACCUUUGUCGUGGCAACCUGGUGAUCCUCGUCGGCCUUAUCCAACUGAUUUAGAAAUGAGAUUAGGAAUGCUCGGUCGCCUCUGUGAUCUGCCAUUGAAUGGUCACACGCCUUCUACACUGAAUGAACUUCAUCGUAUAACAACUGGUGGAGUACCAGCUUCAGCUUCAAGCCAAUUCACUUGGCAUCCAUCAGGCGAGCUACACAUGUCUGUUGGAGGCGGUAACUCUGUAGCUAUUGAUGGCCGAGGGAAGGAUGCUCCCAACCAAGAAGAUGUUGAAGUUAUGUCCACAGACUCCAGUUCAAGUUCAAGUAGUGAUUCACAAUGAAUACAGAAAAACCGUGGACUUCAUUUUGAUUAAAAGUGUAGUGCAACUCAACAAGUUAAAAAGACUGAUGCUUGUGUUUAUUAUGAAAAAAAUAUUUGUAGAAUUAAUUCAAAUGUUAUUUAAAUAUCCUCAUAGAAAUGACAUAAUAAAAAAAUUUAU
Messenger RNA from Bombyx mandarina (wild silkworm), 1109 nucleotides. It is a transcript of the gene MED4, whose product is annotated as mediator complex subunit 4. Lineage: Eukaryota; Metazoa; Arthropoda; Insecta; Lepidoptera; Bombycidae. The record is from RefSeq and is a predicted model, not a curated record. Gene Ontology annotation, molecular function: transcription coregulator activity. Gene Ontology annotation, cellular component: core mediator complex; mediator complex. Gene Ontology annotation, biological process: regulation of transcription by RNA polymerase II.